UCCAAAGGAGCAGUCUUGUCCUGCAGAACAGAAGAACUGCACAUCUAGACCUAUGGCUAGGGACCUGUGGUUGUGGAGCAUGCUGGCUCUGGUACUGAUGGCUGUAGCAUCCAGCAUAGUGAAUGCACAUGCAACAGGUCAGCAGAAGUACUACAAAGGACCGGGGACGACGUCCAGCCUUCGAAACAUCGUCAUCGGACGUUGCUAUCACUACAUGUCCCUGAAUCCAGGCAUCGGGGGUAAAGACUGCUCUGGAAUAUGGCAAGAACUAUCUGAUGCAGUACAGAGAAAGGAUCCAUGUAAUAUCACUCUAGAAGACUACAAGCGUCUAGCAGUUAUGGGUGCACAGAUCAUACCAUGUAACAAGACCCUUCUAUGGAGCAAGACGAAUUACCUUGUUCACCGUUACACAAAAGCCACAGAGGAUUUCAUCACCCUAGAAGACACUUUCCUGGGUUUCGUGUUCAAUGGUCUUACCUGGUGUGGGAAGCCUUUAAAGCAAGGAAUGAACUUCAAGUCUUGUCCUGACUGGAACGAAUGUGAGAACAACUCCCUUUCCUCAUUCUGGAAGAUGGCAUCUGCUUCAUUUGCUCAAUCAUCAUGUGGAGUUGUAAAUGUGAUGUUAAAUGGCUCAGCAGAUGGUGAUAUUGCCAGGAAAGAAAGUAUUCUAAGAACGGUGGAAAUCCCCAAUAUGGGUCCAACCAGCGUCUCAGAAGUGAAGGUCUGGGUAAUCGAUGACAUCCAAGGAGAGGACAAAAAUUCAUGUAACAGCACAUCCUUGGUGGAACUAGAACAUUAUAUUGAAGAGCACAAGCUGAAAUAUUCCUGCAUUGACAACUACAGGCCUGUUCAAGCUCUGCAAUGUGUCGACAACCCUGAUUCUGCUGCCUGCAAUAAGUGCAACUACCAGUAAAAUAAAAUUUGCAAUUAGCUCAAUGUUAAGCAGAAUACGAAUUAUCUCUCUGUUAUUUGUUAGGCCUUGGUCAAUAAACAUCACCGGCUCGUAGUAACCAGAAAACCAUGGCUCCAUGCUAUAUGAAGAGUCAGCGUGGGGACCAAUAUACAUAAAUCCUGCAGAUGGAAGACAUUGUAGGAUAAUACUUCCUGACAUUUUCUGUCAAUUUCGCUUUAUGUAAAAAUUGUAAUCAGUAAACUAGCAAUAAUCCACUGUUUAACCCCUUUCUGCUCUGGGACAUACUAUUGCGCAUGUCAGCUAUGUACUUUUGAAGUCACAGUAAUAUUAUGUUGCAGCUAUGUAUUAUGCACCUGGACCCUGCUCUAAUGGUUGGGCUCAAAGUUAACUCCAAUCCUGGAUGGUUAACCCCUUAAGGCUAUGUUCACACAAGGGAUUUUGACAGUGUCUAAAUCUAUCACAUAUUCUGCGGCAGAAACUGCCACAGUUUUUCAAUUUCAGUCUUAUGGAGCUGAUCGCAGUUUAGCCCCAUGGAGUGAAGCUAAACCACGAGCAGACUCCUGCUGCAGUUUCCCGUGGUGUCCACUUGGGAAAUGUCUUGGCACAGUCUGGAAAACCACACAUAAAUAAUCCACGGCCUCAUGAAAGGCAGUGCGGAUUCUCAUUGAUAACAAUAGGAGGCAGUUUCAGCUUAGAAAAGCUAGCAAAAACCUGCAAUGUGAACACAGCCUAAGGGCUCAUGCACACGACCGUUGUUGUUUUGCGGAUCCGUUGUUCCGUAUCUGAGUUUUUUUUUUUCUCUGAUUUAAGUCCUCUUCCGUUCCGUUAUUUCACAAAACAUAACCGUAUGGUUUCCAUAUUUGAUCUGUUUUUUGCAGAUCGGAAACGGAAACAGUAACUUAUUAAUCACCAAACACAUGAGCAAUAUGGGUUGGGCAUAGCAUUUAUACAGUAUGGAUCCGCAAAAUACGGA
Bufo bufo (common toad) is the source of this 1886-nucleotide messenger RNA. Its product is annotated as ADP-ribosyl cyclase/cyclic ADP-ribose hydrolase 1-like. Gene Ontology annotation, biological process: positive regulation of B cell proliferation. Gene Ontology annotation, cellular component: plasma membrane. Lineage: Eukaryota; Metazoa; Chordata; Amphibia; Anura; Bufonidae. The record is from RefSeq and is a predicted model, not a curated record. The coding region runs from base 53 to 913 and encodes 286 amino acids. Gene Ontology annotation, molecular function: NAD+ nucleosidase activity; phosphorus-oxygen lyase activity. The transcript has 8 exons.